Messenger RNA from Ichthyophthirius multifiliis, 1215 nucleotides. RefSeq lists its product as hypothetical. The record is from RefSeq and is a predicted model, not a curated record. The transcript is spliced from 4 exons. NCBI's taxonomy places the organism in Eukaryota, Ciliophora, Oligohymenophorea, Hymenostomatida.
AUGGCUAGAAAAAACUAAGAAUUGUUGGAUGAACUAAUACCUAAAAAAAUUGGCAAGGAAGCUAUUUUGGAAAAAAAGAGAGGUCUUAAUAGAAAUUUAAAUGGUCCUAAAGAUGACAUGGAUGAAUUCGAAGAUUCUUUUUUAAUGGGAGUUAAAUAAAAAAUAAUUGAAAAUGCACAGAAUGAAAUUUAGAAAUCAGCUGGUGAAAUGAUUUCUGAAGUUGAAAAAUUAUUAAGAGAAAAUGAAAUUUUAAGAAAAGAAUCCGAAUAAUUAAAAGAUACCAUAGUUGAACUUUAAACUUAGAACGAAAACUAAAACUGGAAAAACUCAUGUUUCAAAAAAGAUAUAGAUUAAAUAAACACUUAAUUUAAUGUUUUAAAGAAAGACUCAUCUGAAUUAGAGAAAUUUAUUCCCUAAUAUCUUUUAUUACAUUCUAAAUUUCCUGAACUAGAUUCUAAAUAAUUUAUAAAUAAAUACGAAAAGUUAGAGAAUUUAUGUUUGGAAUUGAAUAAAAAAAUAACUGAAUUAGAAGAAAAAAAUAUUAUGAUAGAAAUAGAAAAAUAAUAAAUAAAGGAAAAAUUUGAUAAAUAAAUUGAUUAAUUUAGAUAAAAUGAUACUACUAGAGAUAAAUUAAUGAAAUUAAAUUUAGAAAAAUUAAAAGAAAAAGAAAUGGAAUUAAGAGAUGCUGAAGAAUAUAAAAUUAAUUAUAUGCUUUUAUAAAAAAAAUUAUAAUAAGUUUUUAUUAAAUGGCAUUCAUAAAGUAAAGAAGUAAUUAAAAAUAAAUAAAUAUUUAUUAAAUUUUUAUAUAUCUUUUAUAUUUAAAAGGUUUAUCCUCUAGGAAAAAAAGAUAAUGGUCCACAAGCUGAAAUUAGAGAUCCAAUAGAAAUGCUUAAAACAAUGGAAGGAAUUGUAAAAAUUUCCACUGCUGAUAAAUUAUAAGAAUAUUUAAGAAAAAUUAUUGUUUCAGCUAAUAUUUUAUAAAGAAAAUAUUUACCUGAAUCUGUAAAUGAAAAAUUUGAACCUGAUAAAAUAUAUGCCAGAAUAUUAAAACUCAUUAAUAAAUUAAAUAGUGAAAAUUACAAAUUAAAUGCUCAAAUAAAAUAACUAAAAAGAGAAAAUGAAAGCUAUGAAGGAGGUGAAAAUAAGAAAACUGAAGUUAAUAGUAAUGAUAAUUCAUAUAUUUAAAAAUCUCUAUCAAAAUUUCAUGAUAAUUGA